Molecule: messenger RNA, 204 nt
Organism: Colletotrichum orchidophilum
Lineage: Eukaryota; Fungi; Ascomycota; Sordariomycetes; Glomerellales; Glomerellaceae
Exons: 1
Coding region: 1-204 (67 amino acids)
Source: RefSeq, a predicted model, not a curated record
AUGCGACCACCGGCACCGUAUUCCUCCCUCUCUCAACUUUGUAGCCGACAACGAGAGAGACAUGACCCCUAUUUCCGUUGCCCAUUGGAUCGGAUUUGGGCAGGCUCGUCUUCCCAGCCCUUCUCGCAAUCUCCUGUGAGUUGCCAACGCAGACGGCCUGUUGAACCGAGAAUACAAGCGCGAGACAGGUCUCGGCGCCAUUGA